Molecule: messenger RNA, 1278 nt
Organism: Gossypium raimondii (Peruvian cotton)
Lineage: Eukaryota; Viridiplantae; Streptophyta; Magnoliopsida; Malvales; Malvaceae
Product: L10-interacting MYB domain-containing protein
Exons: 3
Coding region: 157-1068 (303 amino acids)
Source: RefSeq, a predicted model, not a curated record
AGCAAACAAAGCGAACGAUUACUGAAUCGUCUUUCUUUCAGAAAAAAAAAAAAAAGUCUUCUGGGUUUUCUUCUUCUCAUUCUUCAUUUCAGGUUUUGCGAAGAACCGGUAACAGCCAGAUUCAGUGAAUUGAGUUUGUCAGUGUGGUAGUUGUAGAUGGAUCAUGAAGCCGGUCAGCCGAAACAGGAGCGCUCAAGAACAAGGUGGACUGCGUCCCUUGAUAGGAUAUUUGCAGACUUGGUAGUGAAGCAAAUUAAAUUGGGAAGCAGGCCAAACAAUGUUUUUGACAAGAAAACGUGGAAUAUCAUACGUGAUGAAUUCAACAAGCAAACAGAUCUUAACUUCAAUAACAAUCAGUUGAGAAAGCACCUGGAUGUUCUGAGAAUACGGUUCUAUAACCUCAAGUCAGCUUAUGAUCAAAAUGACUUUGCAUCCAUGGAGGACUCUUGUUGCAUCGGGUUUGACCUGUGGGAAGAAAUUGGGGCACAGCCUAGGCCUGAGCCAAUCAAAAUCAAGGACUGCCCCAUAUAUGAGCAACUAUGUACAAUAUUUACUGAUUCAUCUGCUGAUGGGAAGUAUGCCCAAUCAAGUCACUUUGAGGGACUAGAAAAAACUGUUGGAAAUGAUACCAGUGUCUUAAUUUCAUGCCCAGAUGAUAAUCCACCCACCUCAAGGUUAACCCAAAGCGGUUCAUUGUCUGAAAAGUUGACUAAGAGUAUUGCAGAGAGAAAAAGAAGACGACCAUCUGAGGCACAAUCUUGUUUAGAUCAGAGCAGAAAGGAUGAAGAAAUCUCUGAGACUAUGGCUGGAGCCUUGUUAGAUAUGGUUGCGGCUUGGAGGUCAAGGAGUACAAUUGCCACAAAACGAAGUGAUGAGAAAUUUAGCAUAACUAAUUGCAUUAAAGCAUUGGAUGAGAUAGAAGACACUGAAGAGUGGCUCUAUUUUGCAUCUCUUGACCUCUUCGAAGACCCCACCCUAAGGAAAACCUUUAUCUCUUUAGAAGGUGGCAAGAUUAGGCUAACAUGGUUGCAAGAGAAGUGUGAGAAACCAGCAAUGACUUGUGUCUAAGGUAAAGGGUGAAUCUUUGGCUACUUUGUAAGUGCUAGGAUCUUGACUGCAAUUGUUUAAUCUUAGGGAGCUAGUUUGGUCAAACAGUAGUUACAUAGUACAGAUUGAUAGAUGAGAUGUUCUAGCUGUAGGGUUACCAAUGUUCACAGGCACGUGUAUAUUUAUGUAAGUUUGCAGAUAGUGGAAUCGUCCUUUUGCAUUGGGCUACAA